Molecule: messenger RNA, 1055 nt
Organism: Leguminivora glycinivorella
Lineage: Eukaryota; Metazoa; Arthropoda; Insecta; Lepidoptera; Tortricidae
Product: zinc metalloproteinase nas-4-like
Exons: 6
Coding region: 34-927 (297 amino acids)
Biological process (GO): proteolysis
Molecular function (GO): zinc ion binding; metalloendopeptidase activity
Source: RefSeq, a predicted model, not a curated record
UCCAGGGAACAUAAUAAUCUGUAUGUAGACGAUAUGUUGCGAGUACUUGCUGUCGUUUGCUGCGUAGGGCUGGCUUUGGCCUCGCCUCCUUUGGCUAAGUCUAGGGAAGAAAUCCAGGCUUUUAGGAGUUUCUUGGAAAAUACCCAGAAGGAGAAUGCUGGUCUAUCCCGCCUGACCUCCCCCGUAGACGGGGUCUCCCCCCUAGCCAACCCGGAGGAGAACAGCGGCAAGUUCGAAGGCGACAUCGUGCUGGACGACUGGCAGAUCGAUGGUAUGGUGCAAGAGUACGCCAUGGGCCGUAACGCGUACACCUGGCCUGAUACCAAGUGGCCGAACAACACUGUGGUCUGGGAAUACGUUGAGGGAGAAUUUGGACCCCUGCAGUCAGCGGCCAUUGAAGAGGGAAUCGCAGACAUUGAGCGUCACACUUGCAUCAAGUUCCGCUACCGUGAACCGAGCGACACCGCUUACGUCAGAUUGACUGGUGCCCCCGACGGUUGCUACGCAAAUGUCGGCUAUUGGGAGUCCCGAGGUCCCCACACCUACAAUCUAGCCCGCAACACUCCUGGAGUCAGCUGUUUCCGCCACGCCACCAUUGUCCACGAGUGGAUGCAUAUCCUCGGAUUCUUCCAUAUGCACUCCACUCAUAACAGAGAUGACUACGUCAGAAUCGCCUUCGAAAACAUCCGGCCUGGUUCAGAGCACAACUUCAACAUCCGCGAAGCUGACCUCGUCUCUAACUACGAAUUGCCCUAUGACUACGUGAGCUGCCUGCAAUACACUGCCUAUGGGUUCUCCGUCAACGGUCUUCCUACCAUUAUAGCUCUUCAGGAGCACGAGGGAGUGAUGGGUCAACGUGAGUACAUCACCGACAUGGAUUGGACCCGUAUCAACCGCCACUACGACUGCCCCGGCGCAUGGGACUAAACAUAGACUAUCUCUUUCUCACUUACCGUUUCACCAUAAGAAUAAAAGAGACAUGAUGGGUCUCUUAAUAUCGCGGGUACAACGUCUACAUCUAAUAUUCCGGAUUCUAAUAAAGUUUGCUAAAUAUA